Molecule: messenger RNA, 3834 nt
Organism: Anopheles aquasalis
Lineage: Eukaryota; Metazoa; Arthropoda; Insecta; Diptera; Culicidae
Gene: Lerp
Product: lysosomal enzyme receptor protein
Biological process (GO): lysosomal transport
Cellular component (GO): late endosome; trans-Golgi network; plasma membrane
Molecular function (GO): D-mannose binding; signaling receptor activity; insulin-like growth factor binding
Source: RefSeq, a predicted model, not a curated record
AUUGUAAACAUAUCUGUUGUUCCGCUUGUUCCGCCCGCCCGGUAAUCGGGCGCCACUGACGGUAGUCGACUGUGAGAGGUAGUUAUUUUCAUUCACCAAACCUUCAACAACAGCCUUAUAAGUUCCGUACUUGCAUUCUAUCGCUCCCCAAACGUUUACUACAACGGCCGAUAUCGUCGCAUCGUCUACAGUUUUCCCUCAAGAUGCACGGUUGAAAAGCAAACUAUUAAUGUCGGAAAAGUGAAGCCCCCUCCCCCUUAAUAGGGCUAGUGCAAGUGUAGUGCAUGUAAUUUAUCCCGAAUUAACGAUCAAGCUGCAAUCAACCAACCUUCCGUAAUUCCAUUGAGCUGUUCUGUGCAUUGAAUCGCUUUCUGAUAUUUGCUGGUUUAACGCUUUUGUCGUUGAGAAAAUUCUGUAACAGUCCUCACUCCGCGUAUUGCGUCGUUAUGGCACGGUGAAGACGGUGCCACUUGUGAUACCACAUUUUUGAUAACGCAGCAAAGAUAGCGCGCACCUUAUCCGUAUCCGUGCUCCGGCGGCUCCGCGUGGUUCAAUUCGCACUUCGCCGUUUGGCGUGUCGCUCACCGUUGGAGAGAUCAGGCCAUGUCCUUCGUGGGCAUAGGCGCACCACAAGAAGCGGAAAAUUCAAGCUGCACGUUGCUUCGUGCUACAAUCAACCACCACUUGCAGCAGUAGCAGCUAGCAACCCCUUCAAUCAACACCUGUAAAGCGCCGAACAUGACUCGAGGAGGAUGGUACUCGCCACUGAGGUUGUGGCCGGUGCGUGCGCCGGUCGGACCUACCGGCCUGGCGUUACUGCUGAUUCUGGCCUACGUCGGUUCCCUGCUGGCAACUAUGGCCACCCCAACCGGUGGAUCGUCGAAGCUGAUCAUCAACGGUACCAACUGUACGUUAGUGGAGCCAUUAUACAAUGUUUCCUUCGAUUUCCGCGAGCUUAGUUCCGAUCUGCGCCAUCACGUAAUGUCCGAUCGGAAGGAGCAUUUCAUCUUUAAUGUGUGCAACGAUAACCAGCCGGCCGCCUUGCUGGUUCGCCAGACAUCCGGCAGUAAUGUCACCCUCGGCUACAGCGCCAAUCUUCGCCUCGAGGAUGGUCGCAUUCACUUCGGUUUCGAGGGAGAACCGUGCACCGGUGGUGGUACGAACACUACCACCAGUCAGCGGUACACGCUCGAUCUGAUUCUACUGUGCAGCUACGACCGUACCCAGAUUGAGUUGAACGUAAUACCGUACUCACCGGACCAGUGUCACUACUACAUCUUCUGGACGACACCAUAUGCCUGCCUCCCGCUGCCGGAGUCGCUCCGCGACGCACACUGCACCGUCCGCAAUCCGACCGAUUCGCAGCAUACGUUCAACCUGAGCCCGCUGGCCAAUGUCAACCAUCAGCUGUCGGACGGGCGUGGGUCCCACUUUCUCGUGUCCGUCUGCAAACCCCUACACUACGGCCAUCUAGCCAUGUGCCCACCGGGCAGCGGAGUGUGCUUUGUGAACGGGUCCGCAACAGACGUGCGCCACCGAUACAUCGAUUACGGGCAGAUGGUGGCGAACCCAACGAUCGACACAGCCACCGGACAGCUGAUGAUGCAGCUCAACUCAUCGACCGAGCGAUGCGAUAAUUCGCGCAUAGUUUUCGAGUGUGCGCCGGGGAACGUGCCGGGCCAAGAUGAGGGUCCGCAGUACAUCGGCAAGGAUAAUUGUACGCACGAGUUUCGUUGGCGAACCGCACUGGCGUGCAACCGGACACCCCGUCCUUGUACGGUUGAGAAUCCCAUCACGGGUACCGUCUACGAUCUGGAACCGCUCGCUAACCGGGUGUAUAAUCUGACGGAAGGCAACCGAAACUAUCAGGUCGCUGUGUGUCAGAUGCCCGAGACGAUUACUCGCUGCCCACCCGGUUCGGGUUCGUGUGAGAUCGUUGGGUCACAGUCGGAUAGCUACGGAGAUGUGAACUCAUUGCUGCAGCACACCACCACCGGGGCCCCUUUUCUGCUCUACGAAUCCGGAGCGUUAUGCCGUGAUGGGCGGCGCUGGAAAACGAAGCUUGAGUUUAUCUGUGAAACAGAUCGUGACCAUCCCACUGCCGGGGGGAUGAUGGUGGCUCCGCGAGUCGUCGAAAGCGGGGACGCCGCUGACUGUCAACUGGUGGUACAAUUCGAAACGGUACUCGUCUGUGAACCGCCAAUGCAGUGCCGGGCGUUCAAUCGCACCGCCGAUGACUGGGUCGAUCUGACGCCGCUAGUCAAGAGCGUCGGCAACUACGAGGUACAGGGAGCCGGUCGUCGAUUUCUGCUGAACGUUUGCCGGCCCUUGGUACCACAGUACGGGCUAAGCUGCCGGGGUGGAGCCGCUGCCUGUGCUGCCGACUUUGACGGAACGACGUACCGGAACGAGACAACCCUCGGAUUCCCGGAUGUUUCGCUGACGGUGGCGGAAGAUACGGUGUUGCUGCGAUAUUUGCGGGGCGACAGGUGCCCGAGCGAUCCACACGCGAACGCUUCCUCUACGAUUACCUUCCGUUGCCGGCUGGGCCCGACCGGGUUUGGCCAUCCGGUUCUGACACACAUUGAAGCGGACUGCCAUCAUCGGUUCGAUUGGAAUACGAGCGUUGUAUGUCCGGGGUCGGCCAACGAUGUCCGGUUCGAUCGUACAGAAUGUAGUCUCAUCAAUGUGGCCACCGGUAGCCUGCCGUUGCACCUGAACCAGAUUAUGGUUGCGAAUGGCAAUGGGACGGGAUCCCAGAAUGCACAGUUUGUACCGGAGGCACUGUGCAACGGUGGCACAUCACCUCGUACGUGGGUAGACUAUGGUACGGCCACCCUGCAGGUGCAGUUCAACAUUGCUAGUAACGCCACUUGUGAAACCGCCACUACUAAAGGAACGAAGAGCUACAACCUGACACUUGUCUGCGGCAACGUCGAUGCUGCAAUGGAAACUAUAAUGGAUUCCGAGUGUCAGGUAAGCUGGCGGGUGCAAACCAAGGCGGUAUGUGGGCUGGUAGGACGGGAGGCUCCAACGAUCAACGAGGAGGUGACGGUGGAACCCCUCCUACCACCUGACCAGAGCCCGGACACUGGCACCACAGUGCAGCAUCCAACGGUGACUCCAACACCAGCAGCGGCAGCCCACCCUAGUGGCGAGGGGGGUGCUGCUGGUGGCCACGCACUCGGUAUCGUGCUGAUCUCGCUGGGUGUGUGCCUGGUGGUGGUGUCCGCGGUCCACACGUAUCUGGUGUGGCGCAAACCGGAGUACCGUCGCCGGUCCGGACCGGCGCUGGUCGCAUUCCUGACGUGUCGCCACCUCCGGGGCCAGUCUGAGCGGAACCACGAGUACCGGGGCACUGCUUACACGCGGGUUGAUAACAACGAGGUAUCGAGCCUGCUGCUGAACGCAGCCGACGUUUCCAACGACACCGAUGAUGAUAUGCUGAUUUGAAACAACAAAAACAACCUAGUCCGUGUGUACUUAGUGCUUAGUUACUUAAGCCGUAUAGUGAAGUUCCUUAAAGCCCGCGUACCAAAAAAGAAUGGCCCCAAUCGUUCUGAGCAGCAGUAGGAGGAGCAGUAGGAGAAGCGACAAACGAGAGGGCAGACCGUCGUUAAUAGUUGUGAUCACUGGAUGCUGCUGGAUGAGUACGGCCAGAAGUUAGUCAGAGGAGAGAAAACAAAAACCAGAUGAGGUGAGAAGCAGAAAAAGGAUACACACGCUCGAGGGCAUGGAAAAAAAACAGUCCAUCCAUUCGUCCCGCGUAAAGUGUUGUGUGCGGAUUUGGGUUGUGUCUUUGUUUUAGUCAAUAAAAUGCAUCUUAAUAAUGGA